AUGAAUAAAUGAUUAUUCUCAACUAAUCAUAAAGAUAUUGGUGUACUUUAUUUCAUCUUUGGAAUAUGAGCAGGAAUAGUUGGAUCUUCUCUAAGUAUAAUUAUUCGUAUAGAAUUAGGUACCCCUGGUCCUCUUAUUGGUAAUGAUCAAAUUUAUAAUUCUAUUGUAACUUCUCAUGCAUUUGUCAUAAUUUUUUUUAUAGUUAUACCAAUUCUUAUUGGUGGAUUUGGUAAUUGAUUAAUUCCACUUAUGUUAGGAGCUCCAGAUAUAGCAUUUCCACGAAUAAAUAAUAUAAGAUUCUGGCUUCUUCCUCCUGCUCUUAUUAUCUUAUCAUCAAGUAUAUUUACUAGUAAAGGUGUUGGAACAGGAUGAACAGUUUAUCCACCUCUCUCUUCAUCAGGUCAUGUAGGCCUAGCUGUUGAUUUAUCUAUUUUUUCCCUUCAUAUUGCAGGUAUAUCUUCUAUUAUAGGAGCUAUUAACUUUAUCUCUACAAUCAUCAAUAUACGUAAUAAGAGUCUUAGUAUAGACAAAAUUUCCCUUUUAUCGUGAUCUACUAACAUUACUGCUAUUCUUCUACUUUUAUCUCUUCCAGUUCUAGCAGGAGGGACUGUAAUUACUUUAUUAAUCCAACGUUCUAGCGACAGGUCAAAAUCCACGAGGUCUCGAAAGCGUCUCUCUCGAUCUUAG
Messenger RNA from Orussus abietinus, 687 nucleotides. Its product is annotated as cytochrome c oxidase subunit 1-like. Gene Ontology annotation, biological process: electron transport coupled proton transport; mitochondrial electron transport, cytochrome c to oxygen. Gene Ontology annotation, cellular component: membrane. The record is from RefSeq and is a predicted model, not a curated record. Gene Ontology annotation, molecular function: cytochrome-c oxidase activity; heme binding. The transcript has 2 exons. NCBI's taxonomy places the organism in Eukaryota, Metazoa, Arthropoda, Insecta, Hymenoptera, Orussidae.